AUGAGGCUCAGAUUUAGACGGGGAAGACUGUUGGAAAGUGAAGAUGACAAGGGAGAUACAAGGAGAAGAAAAUUUAAGAAGAGAGGUGUUGACGAUGAGACAAAUGGUACCAAAUCUAGUUCUGGAGAAGUUGCUUUGCGCCAUCAGGAUGUACAGGGGAGGAAAGAUGCUCUAGGUCUGUUCAAUAAUGUGAUUGAAGAAACAGCAAGUAAGCUUGUUGAGAGCAGGAAAAGUAAGUUUAAGGCCUUGGAAAUGUUGAAGAGAAAGAUUACAGAUAAUCCUGUAGAUAUAAGAAAAGCUUUGGAAUUUAUAAACAGUAAUGAGAUUUGGCAAAAACUCGCUUGA
This is a messenger RNA of Ilex paraguariensis (yerba mate), 345 nucleotides long. NCBI's taxonomy places the organism in Eukaryota, Viridiplantae, Streptophyta, Magnoliopsida, Aquifoliales, Aquifoliaceae. The record is from the annotation of a GenBank genome assembly.